This is a messenger RNA of Carica papaya (papaya), 1789 nucleotides long. RefSeq names its product Cation efflux family protein. Gene Ontology annotation, molecular function: monoatomic cation transmembrane transporter activity. Gene Ontology annotation, biological process: transmembrane transport; monoatomic cation transport. NCBI's taxonomy places the organism in Eukaryota, Viridiplantae, Streptophyta, Magnoliopsida, Brassicales, Caricaceae. The record is from RefSeq and is a predicted model, not a curated record. Gene Ontology annotation, cellular component: membrane.
UUCUAAAUUUAUAAGACGCAAGAAUGAAACUGGACUUCCACUGUCCUGUGAUUUCAGUCUCAGAAAACCCCAAACCAGUGGGAGAAAUAUAGAAAAAUGGGAUUCAGAUUUCACAGCUUCAAUUCUAUUUGCAAAUCUUACCUUCUAUCAAGACUCUCUGCUUGUAAUUCUCUCUACCCCAGUCACAAAAUUCACUCCCAAUUUUGCUCUUUCCCUCAACUUGUCUCUGAUUAUCCCACUCGCAAAGUUUCCAGGCGGUGGCAUUUCGGUGAUUCUCACCAUCAUCAUCAUCAUCAUCAUCACUCUGACCUCUCCGGCACGCACGGAGAGAGUAUUUUUCGGCUAGGCCUCGCCGCCGAUAUCGGACUUGCCGCUGGAAAAACUGUGACCGGUUAUUUGUCUGGAAGCACUGCGAUCAUCGCUGACGCUGCUCAUUCUGUAUCUGAUGUGGUUCUAAGUGGCAUUGCUUUAUGGUCUUUCAAAGCUGCACAGGCUCCUAAAGACAAAGAACAUCCAUAUGGACAUGGUAAAUUUGAAACUCUCGGAGCUCUUGGAAUUUCUUUUAUGCUUCUGGCAACUGCUGGUGGUAUUGCAUGGCAUGCUUUAGAUCUUUUGCUUGGGUUACUGUCUACAGCUCCUGAAGUUGUCAACCAAUCAUUUAUUCAUGAGCACACUCAUGACAAUCGUCAUGAUGAUGGACAUCACCAUGGAAUUGAUAUGGAUCACCCGAUCCUGGCUCUGAGUAUGACUAUUGCAUCGAUAUCUAUUAAAGAAGGGCUUUAUUGGAUAACAAAAAGAGCUGGGGAGAGACAAGGCAGUGGGCUGAUGAAAGCAAAUGCUUGGCAUCAUCGUGCAGAUGCAAUUUCCUCUAUAGUUGCUCUGAUAGGUGUUGGAGGCUCAAUCCUUGGAGUUAAGUUUCUGGAUCCUCUUGCGGGGCUUGUUGUCUCAGGAAUGAUUUUUAAAGCUGGACUAGAAACUGGAUACCAGAGCAUCUUGGAACUGGUGGAUGCUGCUAUCCCGGCACAACAGUUGGAUCCUAUAAGACAAACAAUAUCAGAGGUUGAAGGAGUUAAGGGAUGCCAUAGGUUGAGGGGAAGAAGAGCUGGUUCAUCACUCUACCUUGAUGUGCAUAUUGUAGUUGAUCCCUUUUCUAGUGUUAGUGCUGCACAUGGUGUAGGUGAAAAUGUUCGUCAUCAAAUUCAUAUGUCUCAUCCAGAAGUUUCUGAAGUUUUCAUACAUAUAGAUCCAGCAUAUAUCCAGCUUUCUUCGAGUGCAACAGAUCAACAAGAAUGCUCGACUCGAAUCACUAACCGGGGCAGGAAUAUCUGUGAAGAGGCCAAAGAUGUUGAAGAUAUGGUCUCUAAUAUUCUCUCAUCAGAAUUCCGAGAGAAAAUGGUAGUGGAACGCAUAACCCCCCACUUGUUGCAAUCCAAGAUUUUCCUAGAAAUAGAAGUUUCCAUGCCACCGGAUCUCACAAUUAGGGAAGCAAAAGAAUUGGCAGAAGAAGCAGAAAGGGAAGUUUUGAAGGAAGCCAGGAACAUUGCUCAGGCAAGCAUUCAGCUUAGGUUGGGACCUCCACUCCCACCAUGUCAACACCAUUAACACUAAAUUGAUGAAGCUGGACUUUCACCUUGUUUGCCAUUUGUUAUUAGUUCUGUAGUUUUAAAUAAUGGGGCAGAAUACCCAAAUGAGGAGCAGCCUGCCCUAGUUUUGAUGGUGCCACUAUUAUUGGAAAUAAUAUUAACAUGUUAUAGUUUUAAUAAAUUAUACACCUAAUUUUUCAAGCAUA